Messenger RNA from Bathycoccus prasinos, 1563 nucleotides. RefSeq lists its product with no specific name. Lineage: Eukaryota; Viridiplantae; Chlorophyta; Mamiellophyceae; Mamiellales; Bathycoccaceae. The record is from RefSeq and is a predicted model, not a curated record. Bases 1 to 1563 code for a protein of 520 amino acids. The transcript has a single exon.
AUGGUAAACUUUCGGCAGAUGAAACGCCCGACUCCCGCGCAAGGCUUGAAGGCGAUGAUUCGUUUCGGCAUCGUGUGUUUCUUUUUCGCCAUGACGGUGAACUUUAUUGCGACGCAUUAUCACUCGAGAUAUCCAUCCACAUCAUCAUCCACAUCAUCAUCUGCUUCAUUGGCGCGGAGCCAUGAUGAGUUCUCUUCCUCCUCGUACUUUCCGUCCUGGAUGUCGUCUUCUUCGCACGGUGAUGAGAAUGACGAAGAAGAGCACCACGACGACGACGACGACAACGACGCCCAUCAUCUUCAUCAUCCUCAUCGCCAUCGUCGCGACGACAGCGUUGAUAACUUUGCCGUCUCUUACGAUAACAACAACAACAACAACAACAACAACAUCGGAUGCUCGUCCUCUGCGACGAAUAAACGAGUGAAAAGCGAACCGUUAAAAACAGAAUAUACCGAUAUGGAUGUUGUCAUCGUCAUGGUGGCUCCCGUAUGUACGACGCAACAAGUCGUCGAACGCUUGAACUUUCACUAUCACUUUCGGAAGAUUUAUUUCGUCGUAAAACAGGUGGAAAUAUGCCCGUAUUUACGUUCAUUGGCGAAGAAUAUCAUAUGUUUGGACGAAAACGAAGUCAUACCUGGUGUCACGUAUUCCUCGUUAUCCGAACGAGGCGAGAAGUUGAAACAGAUUGGCCAAAAGGAAGGGUCUAAUCGAGUCGGAUGGUAUUUGCAACAAUAUCUCAAGUUGGGAGUGGCGUUACACGUGAAAGAUUUAUCGGAGUAUUAUUUAGUUUGGGACGCGGAUAACAUUGCCACGCGCCCGUUAGAGUUAGUGAAAGAGACGACGAAGAGCGAAAACUACGCGGUUCGGUUUUGCGCGAACCCGGUGACGCAUAAGAGCACCGGGUAUGCAAAGUUUUAUAAGCGCAUCGUAGGCGAUAAGUUGAUGAAACCAGGCGGGUACCCUAAAGACCCGAAAGGCGAUUCGUUUAACUACGUCUGUGGGUUUAUGGUAAUGAAAAAAGAAUACGUUCGGGAGAUGACGAAUUAUAUUACGCAUUAUUUAAAAACUGGAGCGGAUAGUCACUUGUUGCAACACUUGAGAGAGGAGGAGAAACGGUUCCCGUGGGACAUUCACGCCGUAGCCAACGAGGUUGCCACUGUCGAAGGUGGACACUAUUACUUCUCCGAGUACGACACGUAUGGAUCCUGGGUACAGAAAAUGCAUUCAGAUGAACAUCAAGUGGAUUACUCGAGCGAAUAUGCCAGAAAUCCAACCGUCGCAGUUGCGCCGAGUAGUUUAACCGAAGCCGAGUUUAAAAAGUUAGCGCGCAAUCCGAAAAACCCUCUUCCGUACAAGUUUCCUUGUUGCAUGAAACACGAGAAGAUUUGCGAACGCGCGAGAAAAGCGGCACGAUCGAGCGACGGUUUAGUCCACGUUUUAGUAUGGGAAGAGCACAAGAUGCGAUAUCGAGGCACGUCCAGUCAGUGCACGGAUGCGUUGCCGAGAGAGCUGAAAGAAGCAAUGGAGGCGAGCGGCGGCGAUGGCGUUAAGCCCGAUCGUUAG